AUGUCUACUGAAUCUGCUUUGUCCUACGCUGCUUUGAUCCUCGCUGACUCUGGUCUCGAGAUCUCUGCUGACAAGUUGUCUACCUUGACUACCAAGGCUAACGUCCCAGUUGAGCCAAUCUGGACCGAAAUCUUCUCCAGAGCUUUGGAGGGUAAGGACUUGAAGGAGUUCUUCUUCAACAUCCAGGCUGCUCCAGCUGGUGGUGCCGCUGCUGGUGGUGCUUCUGCCGCUGCUGGUGGUGCUGAGGAGGCUGCCGCUGAGGAGAAGGAGGAAGAGGCCAAGGAGGAGUCUGACGACGACAUGGGCUUCGGUUUGUUCGAUUAA
Candidozyma haemuli is the source of this 324-nucleotide messenger RNA. RefSeq names its product ribosomal protein P1 (gene RPP1A). Bases 1 to 324 code for a protein of 107 amino acids. Lineage: Eukaryota; Fungi; Ascomycota; Pichiomycetes; Serinales; Metschnikowiaceae. Gene Ontology annotation, cellular component: cytosolic large ribosomal subunit; ribosome. Gene Ontology annotation, biological process: translational elongation; cytoplasmic translation. Gene Ontology annotation, molecular function: structural constituent of ribosome; ribonucleoprotein complex binding; protein kinase activator activity. The transcript has a single exon. The record is from RefSeq and is a predicted model, not a curated record.